GCAGAAGAAGACGCCACCAGAUAAACAUUUCUCCAUUUUAGAAACUCCUCUCGUAGGAUGGAACAUCUGAGCGCAAUAAGUGUAAAAACUGUAACUUCUGAAGAGACACAGCAGCUCCUGCGGGCGCAGAGUGCAGCUAUGGGAGACAUUUCAGAAACGGUUAAAGAAGAGGAGAAGGGAUACUUUCCGGAUGCCAACAUCCUGCAGGCUGAUAUUCAGCGGGUGGUGAUUGUUAAAGAAGAAGCUCCUGUAGACCACAAACCUUGUGCUGACCUUCAUGACCCAAACUACUACCACAUAAAGGAGGAAAAAGAAGAAAUCUAUGUUAGUUUGAGGGGAGAGCACUUCAAGGAGAAGAAGAUUGAUACCGUCAGGUUUCCAGUUACCGCUACUACCAUUAAGACCAUGGAUGAUGACAACCAGUCCUCCCUGCUGUAUCCAGACCAAAUUGAAGGAGCGAAACAAUAUCAUGGAGAUGAGUCUGUUUCUAUAAAGACUGAAGACACUGAGAAUGUGGAUAAUGGCUGUGAUAUAAAACAUCCAGUCUAUGAGCUGCAUCACUUUACAGACUCUGGACUUGAAGCCAAAGACGUGAAAAAUAACCAGGCCGACAACUCAGAAUCUGAGUAUAAAGGAAACAUUGUUAAUGAACCUUUUCCUAAACAAUUUUUUUACAGUUGCUUUCUUCAAGGAGACACAAUCAAUUCAGAAAUGGGUCAUUCAAGCACCCAAGAUAACAAAUGUUUUACAGAGAGGGAAAAUGUGGACUCCGGAAAGAAAAUAAUGGAAGGAAUGAAGUUUACCUGUGAAGACUGUGGUAAAACUUUCUUUAAAAAAGAAUAUUUAAGAAUUCAUAAGAGAAUCCAUACAGGAGAGAAACCUUACAGUUGUGAUCGCUGUGGGAAGCGAUUUGCUGUAAAAUCGACGCUAAGAACACACAUUAUAAUUCACACUGGAGAGAAACCCUUCUGUUGUGAUCAAUGCGGAAAAAGAUUUAACCGUAAAACAACUUUAAAGAAACACAUUAGAAUCCACACAAGACAAAAAUCUUCAGAAAUGGAGUCGUCAAUUAUACAAAAUGAUAACUGUAUAACAGAUGGACAACAUGUGGAGUCGGGAAUAACAGGAAAGGGAGGAAAGUUUAGAUGUGAGGUUUGUGGUAAUACCUUUAUGAGAAAACAAAACUUAAAAGUUCAUAGACGAAUUCACACAGGAGAGAAACCUUACCGUUGUGAUCUAUGUGGACAAAGGUUUCGCAAUAAGCCAAUUUUAAACACGCACAUGAGAAUCCACACAGGACAGAAGCCUUUCUGUUGUGAUCUCUGUGGGCAAAGAUUUUUCGAAAGAAAAAAUUUAAACACUCACAUGAAAGUCCACACAGGGCAAAAGGCUUUCUGCUGUGAUCUUUGUGGACAAAGAUUUAGCCGAAAAAACACUUUAGACAGGCACAUGACUACCCACACUGGACAGAAACUUUUCCACUGUGAUCUGUGUGGACAAAGAUUCAGCCGAAAAGCAAAUGUCAGCACACACAUGACAAUCCACACAGGGGAGAGAUCUUUCUGUUGUGGAUUCUGUGGACAAAGAUUUAGCCGAAAAAACACUUUAAACAGGCACAUGAAAAUCCAUGCAGACCAGUAAGCUUUCUGAAGGCUGUUUCACUGAACAAAGAUUAGAGUAUUAGGCUUUGCUUGUUUGCAUAUCCUGGCCUAAUUAUGCCAUUAAUUGGUUUUAUCGAAAAAGUAAGAAUUUAUUCAGCACAGGGAUUUUUUCUGUGUAGUUAGCCUGCUCCAGAUCAGGCUAUCACUCAGGCUUAGUUAAUCCUGUUUGUGUAUCUGUCCUGUCGGUGGUUAAACUAGGGCUGGGCGAUAAUUCAAUAACAAUAUAUAUCGAUCGAUAGACGUGUGGCGCAAUA
This is a messenger RNA of Cyprinodon variegatus (sheepshead minnow), 1915 nucleotides long. RefSeq names its product gastrula zinc finger protein XlCGF57.1-like. Bases 58 to 1641 code for a protein of 527 amino acids. Gene Ontology annotation, biological process: negative regulation of transcription by RNA polymerase II; regulation of cytokine production; regulation of immune system process. The record is from RefSeq and is a predicted model, not a curated record. NCBI's taxonomy places the organism in Eukaryota, Metazoa, Chordata, Actinopteri, Cyprinodontiformes, Cyprinodontidae. The transcript is spliced from 2 exons.